Pedinophyceae sp. YPF-701 is the source of this 1314-nucleotide messenger RNA. The record is from the annotation of a GenBank genome assembly. Lineage: Eukaryota; Viridiplantae; Chlorophyta; Pedinophyceae.
AUGGAUCUUCAGUUCAGGAGGAUCGCGUCCCGGACGAGCGCGCGCCGUUGCCUGUUCCUCGGACUCUCUGCGUGCUUGCUGCACGCCCUCACGCUCGCUGCUGCGAAGGAUCUCUGCCACAUCCGCCCCGAGUCCCCCACCUGCCAACGCGGCCGGCGCGGGCUCCGCCAAGCGGCCGCGGCCCCGGUCGACGAGGCCGCCGACGCCGCCCUUCUGACCCUCGAGCUCCUGGAGGCCGCGAGGAACGGAGACGUGCGGCAGGCGCGCCGUCUCGUCGACGAGGGCGCGGACCCCGCUGCCGUCGAUGACGAGUCCGGGGUCACCGCGCUGCACGAGGCCGCGUGGGACUGCAACACGGAGAUGCUGCAGCUCUUCGUCGCCGCGGGCGCCGACGUGGACGCGGCCGACGUGCGCAACGAGACGGCGCUGGACGACGCGGCACAGCGGGGCUGCGUGGAGAGCGUCCGCUGGCUCGUCACCGAGGGCGGCGCGGACGUCCUCGUGAGCGACGUCGACGGCCGCACGCCCCUCCACACCGCCGCGCUCGCCCGCCGGCGCCCGCGCGCCGUCGUCAGCGCCCUCCUCGAUGCCGCGGCCGCCGCCAACGCCACCGACGCCCUCCUCGCCGCCACCGACGCCGACGGCCGCACCGCCGCCGACCUGGCCCUCCAGCAAGAGAACCUCACGCUCGCGCGCCUUCUCGGCGCCGACCUGCCCACAGAGAUCGCAACGAUCCUCAUGGUGCGCGCCGCCAGCGAAGGCGACGUCGCGCUCGUGCGCGAGAUGCUCGAGGCCGGCGCGGACGCGAACGGCACGGACAGCGCGGGCAUCACGGCGCUGAAUCAGGCAGCGUGGGACUGCAACACUGCGCUGCUGGAGGUGCUGGUGGGGGACGCGGGCGCGGGGGUGGACCUGCGGGACGCGCUCGGGGAGACGGCGCUGCACGACGCGGCGGCGCGCGGGUGCCUGUCGACUGCGCAGUGGCUAGUUGACGUGGCCGGGGCGAACGCAACGCUGCGCGAUGCAGCAGGCAACACAGCGCUGCACGGCGCCGCGGCCGCGAACCGCGUCGACGUCGUGGCGUUCCUCAGCGCCGCAGCGCCAGCCGCCGUCGACGCCGCGAACGCCGCGGGACGGACCGCGCUGAUGCUGGCAGCAGAGAGCGGGCACGUCCCGACCGUCCAGGCGCUGCUCGCGGCCGGCGCGGACACGGCCGCCGCCGACGAGCGCGGGGCGACGGCUUCGGAUACCGCUGUCGAGGCGGGGCUGGAUUUCCUCGCAGAGAUCAUCGCGGACGCCGCUCCGGGGCUGUGA